This is a messenger RNA of Calidris pugnax (ruff), 882 nucleotides long. It is a transcript of the gene HSD17B1, whose product is annotated as hydroxysteroid (17-beta) dehydrogenase 1. Gene Ontology annotation, cellular component: cytoplasm. Bases 1 to 882 code for a protein of 293 amino acids. NCBI's taxonomy places the organism in Eukaryota, Metazoa, Chordata, Aves, Charadriiformes, Scolopacidae. The record is from RefSeq and is a predicted model, not a curated record. Gene Ontology annotation, biological process: estrogen biosynthetic process. The transcript has 6 exons. Gene Ontology annotation, molecular function: estradiol 17-beta-dehydrogenase [NAD(P)+] activity.
AUGGAGAGAACCACGGUGCUGAUCACGGGCUGCUCCUCGGGCAUCGGCCUGGGGCUGGCCGCGCGUCUGGCGGCCGAUGGCAGGUUCAAAGUGUACGCCACCAUGCGUGACCUGGCCAAGGGCAAGCGGCUGCUGGAGCGGCUGGGGGGCUGCUGCCCCGACACGCUGGAGGUCCUGCAGCUGGAUGUCACCGACCUGCGCUCGGUGGCGGCUGCCGCGCAGCGGGUACAGGAGCAGCGGCUGGACGUGCUGGUCUGCAACGCGGGGGUGGGACUGAUGGGCCCCCUGGAGACCUGCUCCGAACAAGCCAUGAAGACCCUCUUUGAGGUCAACCUCUUCGGGGCCAUCCGCACCAUCCAGGCCUUCCUGCCCGCCAUGAAACGCCGCAGGGCCGGGCGCAUCCUCGUCUCCAGCAGCAUCGGGGGGCUGCAAGGGCUGCCCUUCAACGCCGUGUACUGCGCCAGCAAGUUUGCAGUGGAGGGGCUGUGUGAGAGCCUGGCCGUCGUCCUGCGCCCCUUCAACAUCCACCUGACGCUGGUGGAGUGUGGACCCGUCAACACCAGCUUCCUGGCCAACCUGCGGCGCCCGGACCCCAAUGGCAGCGAGAUGCAGGGCCUGGACGCCGAGACGCGGGGUCUCUACCGCCGGUUCCUGCAGCACUGCCAGGGCCUCUUCCGCGACAAGGCCCAGGAGGUGGAGGAUGUCCUGCAGGCGUUCCUGGAGGCCAUGGGCACCCCCUGCCCUCCCCUGCGCCGUCUCACCACCCAGCUCUUCACCCCGCUCUUGCGCCUGAGGCUGAGCAGCCCCGACGGCUCCGCGUACGUCCAGGCCAUGCACGACUUCGUGUUCGGCGGCGGCCAGGCCGGUGGGGACCAGCCCUGA